Lycium ferocissimum is the source of this 2038-nucleotide messenger RNA. RefSeq names its product tyrosine decarboxylase 2-like. The record is from RefSeq and is a predicted model, not a curated record. Gene Ontology annotation, biological process: amino acid metabolic process. NCBI's taxonomy places the organism in Eukaryota, Viridiplantae, Streptophyta, Magnoliopsida, Solanales, Solanaceae. The transcript has 14 exons. Bases 183 to 1646 code for a protein of 487 amino acids. Gene Ontology annotation, molecular function: pyridoxal phosphate binding; carboxy-lyase activity.
AUUAGGCUGCGGACUCUAAAAGGGGAGGGGAUAAGAAAAGGAGUUGGUAAAUGUAACGUGGGACAUUGGCGUCUUUCAUUUGUCCUUCACUACCUCAUUUGCUCUGCCUAUCAAUAACUUGCAAUUUCAUUCUCAUUUUUUUCGCUUUUCAUUUGUUGCACACAGUUCACACAUUAACUGAAAUGGAGAGUGAAUUGAAGCCAAUGGAUGCAGAGCAACUGAGAGAGUAUGGUCAUAAAAUGGUGGAUUUCAUUGCUGAUUAUUACAAAAACAUUGAGAACUUCCCUGUUCUAAGUCAAGUUCAGCCAGGUUAUCUUCGUAAGCUUUUGCCUGAAACAGCACCUGCUCAUUCUGAGACAUUGCAAGACGUUCUUGAAGAUGUUCAAACAAAAAUAUUACCAGGGGUGACCCACUGGCAGAGUCCAGAUUACUUUGCAUAUUUUCCUUCAAAUAGUAGUGUGGCUGGAUUUUUGGGUGAAAUGCUCAGUGCCGGGAUUAACAUGGUGGGCUUUAGUUGGAUAACUUCUCCAGCAGCGACAGAACUUGAAAUGAUCGUUCUGGAUUGGCUUGCUAAAGCACUCAAGUUGCCUGAUGAAUUCCUUUCAACAGGUCAAGGAGGUGGAGUCAUACAGGGAACAGCAAGUGAAGCUGUUCUAGUUGUGCUUUUAGCUGCUCGGGACAAGGUUCUGAGAAGAGUCGGAAAAGAUGCAAUUGGCAAACUUGUCGUCUAUUGUUCUGAUCAAACUCAUUCUUCUUUACAGAAAGCUUGCCAGAUAGGAGGAAUCCAUCCUGAGAACUUUCGGAUGCUGAAAGCAGACCCAUCCAGGGAUUACGCUCUUUCUCCUGAUACACUUUCAGAAGCUGUAUCAAAUGACAUGGCCACUGGUUUAAUACCCUUCUUCUUUUGUGCUACUAUUGGUACAACAUCUUCCACUGCUGUGGAUCCUUUGCUUGCCCUGGGAAAGAUUGCCAAGAGUAAUAGCAUGUGGUUUCAUGUGGAUGCUGCCUAUGCUGGAAGUGCAUGUAUCUGUCCGGAAUACCGGCACUUUAUCAAUGGUGUAGAAGAAGUUGAUUCUUUCAACAUGAAUGCACAUAAGUGGUUCCUGACAAACUUUGAUUGUUCAGCUCUCUGGGUCAAGGACCGGGGUGCACUCAUCCAGUCACUGUCAACAAAUCCUGAAUAUCUCAAAAACAAAGCCUCUCAAGGAAACUUGGUUGUGGAUUACAAAGAUUGGCAAAUUCCUCUUGGACGCAGGUUCAGAUCAUUGAAGCUGUGGAUGGUAUUGAGACUCUAUGGGCUGGAAAAGCUUCAAGCUUACAUAAGAAACCACAUAGAACUAGCAAAGCUAUUCGAGGAACUCGUUGCUCAAGACCAGAGGUUUGAGAUUGUCACCCCUCGGAAGUUCUCAUUGGUUUGUUUUCGCCUACUUCCACCCCCGAGUAAUGAAGAUUAUGCCAACAAACUGAACCAUGACCUGCUAGAUUCUGUCAACUCAACUGGGAAACUAUUUAUUUCUCACACGAUUCUUUCAGAUAGAUACAUACUGCGUUUUGCAGUAGGGGCUCCACUGACAGAAGAGAGGCACAUUGUUACAGCUUGGAAAGUUUUACAAGAUGAGGCUGCUAUACUGUUAAGUAAAUGUUAAUAGCAUGUAUGCAUAUCUUUGUAUAAAGGGUGGAGAGAGGAAGAGGAGGAGGAAUAAAGAAAUGGCAAAAAACGACAAUGCAGAAAGUUAAAGUAGAGGUAAUGGGCACAUCCACAGAAUCCACUUUCAUGUGUACAAAACUUGGUUCCAUAAUUUGCAGAAAGUGGAAACCAACUUGUCUUGGCAAUCUUCGGUGUUUGCAUGUUAUUUUUUAUCCUGACACAACAAAGUAUUCACUAGUAGUGGCACAUACACAAAAUUAUAUAAGCAAAUGAGAUUUUCCUAAGGAGAGAAGGUGUAAAUUUAUUGCCAAGCAUACAAUGGACAGGAAAUACAUAUAUACAAGUUCUGAAGGAUGAAAUGUCAAUUGUCUGUACGGCAAAUUUAGAGGA